AUGCACUUAAAUUUUCACAAAUCUUCUGGGAACUCAAAAAGUCAUGAAAAUUCUCCUUCGACUUCUCAAGGAAGUACCCCAUCUGAAGAUCCCCCAUCCUACGAUUUCACAAUCUCAUCCACAGCAUCGAACGAGUCAUUGACCAAUGCACCUUCACCAAUUAAGAGACCAAGCUCAAGUAUUAUAGCAAGGGGUAGUCCAUCUAAAAGUCAAAAACCACAAAAAAAUAUUCCUUACAGACCAUCCGAUGACUUAAAGAAACAUAGUAAGAUUCUAAGUAAUUCAAAUGAAUCGAGUUUAUUAUCACCAGCAAGCUCGAAUACCCAAACCGAGUACUUUGAUGUCCUACCAUCGUUUCAAAUGUUUCAAUCUAUUUUAAAAAGAGAUGACUCCCAAUUUAGUGAAAAUCUAUCUGUGAAUCCUCCUAUAUAUGGCGAUGUUACUAAUUCAUCCCCAACACCCCCAAGUGGUUUAUCGCCAGUGUCAUCUAAUAGAGACAAUAAUCUAGAUUCUAUGAUGGAUAGCCUCACUGAAAGAAUUAACGAGUAUGCCUUAAAUAACAAUAAUGAUGAAGAAAACUACAUCUUUGGGGAGGAAGAACAAGACAAUAAUCAGCCCAAUGAACAUUUAAUAAAUGCCGAGAAUACACCAAUUGCUAGUAAUGAUACAUAUGGUGAAACCGUAUUAGAUAACAUAGACAGAUUGCCAAAGUUGAAUAAUUCCCCCAUAGAUAUUCAGAUUUAUGUAACCAAGAGAGUACCACAGCCAAACCUUCCAAAUGAUUUAGAAACUAGAUUGAAAAUGUAUUCCAGUGGUGAUUUGGUGAAUGGUUAUAUUAUAAUUACUAAUACUUCAGAUGAGCCGGUUGAUUUUGGAUUAUUCGUGGUAACGUUGGAUGGUACUAUAAAGACUACUCAUACAAAUCCUAAUGCCAAUCCGUUGGAUAUUCACAAAUACGACAAAGUUUUAAUUAAAAAGUUUUUGAAAAUGUAUGAUUUAAAUGCUUCUUAUGGAUAUACACAGAUCCCCAACAGUGCAGGAAUCGAAUAUGAAGCUUUCACCAAAGAUCUACAUGAUGGGUGUGAGCUUGGAUUACCAAACGAAAGGAUUUUGAAGCCUCAUACUAAAUAUAAAAAUUUUUACAUUUAA
This is a messenger RNA of Debaryomyces fabryi, 1149 nucleotides long. RefSeq lists its product as uncharacterized. The transcript has a single exon. Lineage: Eukaryota; Fungi; Ascomycota; Pichiomycetes; Serinales; Debaryomycetaceae. Gene Ontology annotation, cellular component: ubiquitin ligase complex. Gene Ontology annotation, biological process: protein monoubiquitination; protein polyubiquitination. The record is from RefSeq and is a predicted model, not a curated record. Bases 1 to 1149 code for a protein of 382 amino acids. Gene Ontology annotation, molecular function: ubiquitin-ubiquitin ligase activity.